GAAAAACGCAGAACGCGCAUUACAAAUCAGUGCUUCGAAAAAACUAUAAUUUAAACUCGUUAAUUUGCAUAAUGCCACGCGUUAGCGUACUAUUGUUUCUCUUAAUUACGUGUGCGGCAUAUUUAGCUAUCUGUGAUCACUGCUGCGUAAUCAAUUAUCACGAGUUGCCGCGAUACAAUCUAAUAAAGACCAACUGGCGCUCGAAUCAACCGAUUAUAUCGCGGAAAGUGGUUUUUAAUGUAGAAAAGUGCGAGGAAUUCGCAGCGUCGAAGAGGGCUCUCGCCUUCAAUCUUGUUUCGACGAGGAAUCGUGCCGGAAAGAGAGAAAAUAUGUGCCAGGCUCUUCAAUGUCCCGAAGAUCGCAAUAUGACUACUCUUGUGCCCGCAGCAAAUUAUAAAUAUUACAGCAUGUACUCGGUUUCUUCUUUGCCUGAGAACACUACGAUAGAAUGCAUCCCUAAAGCGGGAAUGUUCAUAUUCUCAUCCGAGAGCUUGAAUUACACGCAAGCACAAAGUUUCUGCCGUAAACGAAACUCAUCUCUCGCGCACGUGAUUAGCGAGGAACGCACGGAAGGCUUGGUCAAAUUCGUGUCGCAAAAUCGUCCCAGCUUCGUGGGUCUCAGUAACAAGGAAGGAAUCUGGAAAAACGAUUUUGGCGAAUCCCUGUCUUGCUUCGAUUAUCGAGCCUGGGGCGAGGGGCAACCAUCGCACAGGGGUUGUGUUACUCUCGUGAAUCCACCUGCCGAAAGUUCACCCCCCUUCUGGAAAGUGGUGCCCUGUUACGUAUCGUUGCCGUUUAUUUGCGAAAUAUCACCAUCGUCUCAACGAUCGUCGCAAAAACAUAAUAAAAGUCGUCAUCGCACAUAACUCGAAUGUCACAAUAAGAUAUUAUUAAUCAAUUACACGUAAAAAUGUGAUGAAAAAUUGC
Molecule: messenger RNA, 927 nt
Organism: Camponotus floridanus (Florida carpenter ant)
Lineage: Eukaryota; Metazoa; Arthropoda; Insecta; Hymenoptera; Formicidae
Product: C-type lectin domain family 4 member E
Exons: 4
Coding region: 72-866 (264 amino acids)
Source: RefSeq, a predicted model, not a curated record